Messenger RNA from Ostrea edulis (European flat oyster), 2402 nucleotides. Its product is annotated as NEDD8 ultimate buster 1-like. The record is from RefSeq and is a predicted model, not a curated record. Gene Ontology annotation, biological process: regulation of ubiquitin-dependent protein catabolic process. The transcript has 17 exons. NCBI's taxonomy places the organism in Eukaryota, Metazoa, Mollusca, Bivalvia, Ostreida, Ostreidae. Bases 171 to 2021 code for a protein of 616 amino acids. Gene Ontology annotation, molecular function: protein binding.
AAAAUUGUAAACACCAAAGCGAAAGUACAAGCGUUACGCUGCACAUUUGACUUGUUUAGUAGUGUAAUGACUAUUUUGAGAUUAUACUCUGGACUAGUGAGUGGAAUAUAGACCUAUAAUUUUCUUUUGGUUUUAGAUAUAUAAUUAUUGGUUGAAAAGGUGACUCGGUCAUGGCAGAAUCAAACUAUACUAAAGAAUUGCAACUUCAGACAAUAAGACAGAAACUUAACGCUGACAAAAUAAAACUGUGGCUCCCGCCUUACACAGCAGCAGACAGUAACCAAGGCAAUAUUCCUGAGGACUUGUGUGAGAAAUACUCCAAUGAUUUGCAAAUUCCUAUCACUGAAAUCAGGGAAGUACUGGAGCACUUACGACAACAUGCUUUGCAAAAACUGGCCGAGAGAGAACAGUUUCAAAAGACUGGAAAGGCACAAUUAAAAGUUAAAGCAUCAGGCUUAAAAGAAAAUAAGGAAAGAUUUUCAGUAUGUGAGACAGUUGAAAUACCACUGACACAAUCUGGUAAUGAUCUGAGACUGGUGUUAGCAGAGAGAUUAGGCCUCCCAGCUCAUCAUCUGAAAAUCAUCUGUCAUGGACAAGUAAUCAGUAUGACAAAGCAACUGCAAGAACAGAAUGUCAAGCAUGGAUCUCAGAUGAUGUGUCUUUGUCUGUCUGUAUCAGAGGCUGAGGCAGCACAGAAAGAAGAUCAACUUAUGCAGAUGAUGCGCACACGUCAGGCAGCAGAGCUUUUGUCUAGCAAAGUGGAGAAAGAUGAUUAUGAUGUAAACAUCCAGAUAGCAGACCAGUCUGGGAGGCCAUUGCAGCUACCUCCAGAGGAAAAGAAGGCACUCACUCUUGCUAUGACACUGCAUGAGAAAGGAAGGGUGGCUGUAAAGAAUAGAGAAAUGAAUAAAGCCUUGCUUCUUUUCUUAGAGGCUGAUAAGGAAUUCAGGAAAUGUAGAGCAGAUAUUCUAAAUGCUGUGGAUAACUAUGCUGUUCUGUGUUUGGACAUUGUCUGGUGUUAUCUGUGUUUACAAAAUGUAGAAGAACUUCCUGAUGCAGACGAGCGACUCAAAUCAAGUGAAGAAUGCUUUAUCAGGAGUUAUGGGGCUAAUCUUGAAAGAGUGGCUGCAGUCAAGGGAGAAUCAGGAACACAGUUGGCCCUGUACAUGAAGCUCCAUCUCUUACAAGGCAUUGUGGCUUUCCAUCAUCACAGAAUAGCAGAGGCUCAUUCACACCUGAGAAAGGCUGAAGAGGAACUGAAAAGACUACAAGUUGAUGAAAACAAACUAUCACAAGUAAUGAUAAUGGGAUUUGGUGAGAGAGAGGGUCGCUUAGGACUAAGAGCAACUGGUGGAGACGUGACAAAAGCAAUACAACACAUUAUUGAGAAACGGAAAGAAAGGGAAGAGAUUGAAAAGAAAGUUAAAGAAGAACGUAGAAUGAAGAAAUUGCAGAAGGACUUGGGUAAAACUGCAUCUGGAGGAAGAGUGACUGUUUCACUUUAUGAGAACCUGGUAGGCAUGGGUUAUGGUAAAGGUGCUGCAGCAGCUGCUCUUCGACAGACCAAUAAUGAUCUGAAUCAGGCAUUAGAGGUUUUACAGUUACACCCUGAACUCCUCAAUCUUCCAGAUCCAGAGACGAAAUCCACAAAGAUCACAGAUGACAUGAUCACCCAGGUAGCAGCAAUGGGCUUUGACACUCUUAUGGCAAGCAGAGCUUUACAUCUAUUCAGUGGUGAUGUGCAGAGGGCUAUAGAGGAGUUGAUUCAAAAGGCAGGUGUGCUACCCCCAUCAUCUGAUGAGAGCUCAUCUAGUAGUUCAGAUAGUUCAGUAGGAUCUGAGGCAGGGCCUUCCCAAAUGUCGUCUUCCAAGGCCAAGGAGAAACAAGCGAUAAAGGACCUUGUGUCAGACCUUCCGGAGGAUGCAGAGGACUACCUGGACCUCACACUGCAGGAGGAGGCCCAGUACCUCGAGGAGUAUCUCGCCAAACUCAACAGUGUCAUGUCUAAGAACAAUGAUUGAAUAAAGAUCUUUAAUGUGGUAAUCACAAUUCUUGCACAGCUUUGGAUCAUUACUGAAUUGUGAAGUUGUCUACAAUUUGUGCUGUUAAUUUUCUUUCAAUGGAAAAUAGAAGUGCCUUUAAAGUUUUUGAUUCUUCAUUUGAUAUAUGCAAGUCGAAUGAUACUUACCUCUUCAGAUUUUACUGUGUUUUACAGUGUUAUUUUUAAAAUUUAUGAAAUACAUAUUUAUCCUUACAUGAUACUAAAGAAGACUUUAUACUUGUAACAAACAUUUUUCUUCAAAUUUUCACUUUUAAUCUAAUUACUUUAGUUGAUCCUAUUCAGAGUAUUAUUCUAUCAGACAUUGAAUUUGUUAUACAAUAAAUAAAUCAUUAAAUUCUUA